CAACAAAACCAACCACAGAUUUCACCCCCCCUCCAGAACAUAUCCAGGGCUCCACAUGUACAAUUAUUGAUGUACUAUAUAAGUUAGGUGCAGUAGUUUUAAAGUUUUGUUAAUUGAAUCCCUUAUCUGUCAUGUUGCCAACACAUGUGUGUUUUAAAUUUGUGUGUGUGUAUGCGUGUGUGUUUGUGCGUGUGUGUGUGUGUGUGUGUGUGUGUGUGCGUGUGCAUGUGUGUGUGUGUGCGUGUGUGUUUGUAUUUUUCAGGUGUUCUGAGCCAGAGGGGAUGGGGAGUGACUUACACCCCUGAGAGAAUCUGUGCCUUAAAGGGGUCUUCAGUUGACAUGAGCUGCACUUACUCAUAUCCCACAUCUGGCCCAGUGCAGAAAACAUUAUGGUUUAUUCACUGGAAUGAGCCACAGGAGCCUGAGGACCUGUCCCAGAAUGCAGAGUACUCUCACCGUGUGGAGUACCUGGGGAAUAAGAACAAUGACUGCGCUUUCAGAAUAAAGCAACUGAAAGAAAGCGAUUCAGCAAUAUAUCGCUUCAAGUUCCUGACUGACAGCCAACAUGGAAAAUAUACUGGUCAGCCUGGAGUCUCAUUGACAGUUACAGGUCUUCAGGUGAAAGUGACAGAGAAUGAGGCACAGAGUGUAACACUGACCUGUAGCAGCACCUGCACUUUGAGUGGCAGCCCAACCUUUACCUGGUACAAGAACAGAGAAGUUGUGACCAAUAAAAAUGAAUACUCCCUCAAUGUAGCCAGCACUGGUGAUACAGAUCUCUACUCCUGUGCUACAGGAGGAGUCACUUCCCCUGCAGUCAAUGUGAAAUGUGUGAAGGUGGAAAUCAUUUCUGACACAGUGUCAGGGGGAGAUUCAGUGGAACUGACCUGUAGAGCAACCUGCACUUGGCUGGGCAACAGCUUCAUUUGGUACAAGAAUGAGCAGCGUCUGACUGACUACUACAGGUUCUCCCAGUCCAAUAUAAAGUUCACUGCCAAAAGUGAAGAUACUGGCAGAUACUCCUGUGUUGUAAACGACAAUCAGCGUCUUGUUUCCCCUGCCGUGACUCUCAGUGUGAGAUGUGUAAAGGUUGAAAUGAAAUCUAACACAGUGAGUGAGGGAGUGAGGGUGACACUAACCUGUAAAAUCACCUGCACUGACCUGACUGGCAGCCAAACAUUCAUCUGGUACAAGAAUGGACAAUAUCUGUCUCACACCACCCAGAAAUAUCAAAAUCAUGACCUUCAGUUCAUAGCCAGCAGUGGAGAUGCAGGCAGCUACUCCUGUGCAGUAAGUGGCCAUGAGAAUCUCCCGUCCCCAGCAGUGACUCUCUAUCCUCCGAAGAGCGUCUCAGUAUCAGUGAGCCCCUCUGGUGAAAUAGAGGAGGGCAGUUCAGUGACUCUGACCUGCAGCAGCAGUGAUGCCAACCCAGCAGUGCAGAGAUACACCUGGUAUAAGAAGACUGGAUCUGCAUUCUCGAGUAGAGGAUCAGAACAGAGUUACACCAUUAAUAAAAUCAACUCCGGGGAUGCAGGAGAAUACUACUGUGAGGCAGAGAAUGCAAUUGGGACAGACUGGUCUUCUCAUAUGAAUCUCAAAGUGCUGUGUUUGAAGGUGGAUAUAAAUUCUGACACAGUGUCAGGGGGAGAGACAGUGGAACUGACCUGUAGAGCAACCUGCACUUGGCUGGGCAACAGCUUCAUCUGGUACAAGAAUGAGCAGCGUCUGACUGGCGACUACAGGUUCUCCCAGUCCCAUAGAAACCUUACAUUCACAGCCAGAAGUAGAGAUACGGGCAGAUACUCCUGUGCUGUAAGAGACAAUCAGCAUCUUGUUUCCCCCGCCGUGACUCUCAGUGUGAGAUGUGUAAAGGUUGAAAUGAAAUCUAGCACAGUGAGUGAGGGAGUGAGGGUGACACUAACCUGUAAAAUCACCUGCACUGACCUGACUGGCAGCCAAACAUUCAUCUGGUACAAGAAUGGACAAUCUCUACAACACACCGACCAGAAAUCUCAACAAGAUGACAACCUUAAGUUCAAAGCCAGCAGUGGAGAUGCAGGCAGCUACUCCUGUGCAGUAAGAGGUCAUGAGAAUCUCCCGUCCCCAGCAGUGACUCUCUAUCCUCCCAAGAGCGUCUCAGUAUCAGCGAGCCCCUCUGGUGAAAUAGUGGAGGGCAGUUCAGUGACUCUGACCUGCAGCAGCGAUGCCAACCCACCAGUGCAGAGAUACACCUGGUAUAAGAAUAAUAGGGCUGUAUCCUCAGAGACAGGAGGACCAGAGCACAGUUACACCAUUAAAACCAUCACACUGCAGGAUGCAGGAGAAUACUACUGUGAGGCACAGAAUAAGAUUGGGAUGAAACAAUCUCUUGCUAAACAUCUUGAUGUGCAGUAUCCUCCUAAGAGCGUCUCAGUAUCAGUGAGCCCCUCUGGUGAAAUAGUGGAGGGCAGUUCAGUGACUCUGACCUGCAGCAGCGAUGCCAACCCACCAGUGCAGAGAUACACCUGGUAUAAGGAUAAUAGAGCUGAACUCUCAUGGAGAGGAUACAGUUACACCAUUAAAAGCAUCAGACUGCAGGAUGCAGGAGAAUACUACUGUGAGGCACAGAAUAAGAUUGGGAUGAAACAAUCUCUUGCUAAACAUCUUGAUGUGCAGUAUCCUCCGAAGAGCAUCUCAGUAUCAGUGAGCCCCUCUGGUGAAAUAGUGGAUGGCAGUUCAGUGACUCUGACCUGCAGCAGUGAUGCCAACCCACCAGUGCAGAAAUACACCUGGUUUAAGAAGAAUGACACUGGAGUCUGGCAGGCAGGAUCUGGACAGAGUUUGAACUUUUCUGAGUUUAGAUCCUGGAACAGAGGACAGUACUACUGUGAGGCACAGAACAGACUUGGAGCUCAGAAUUCUUCUGCUCUGCUGGUCACAGUGCAAGCAGUAGAUAGGACAGCGCUUGUAUGGAUGGUUGUUGGAAUCACAGUGGCUUUUGCACUCUUUACUGUCAUGGUGUGCACAAGCAGGAAGAAGAGCACCAACAGAGAGAGAGGGAGGAGCAGACGCUCUCGUACUAGCAGAGCCUUCAGAGAGUGACAAACGCAGCCAGCGACACAAACUCUGCGCUUCAGAGAGCUGACGAGGCCUCAGUGUGGGAUUAAAACACACAGAGGAGAGAAUCUGCAGAGAAUGAGAAAUGGUGGAGAUCAGGGUGAAAGAGUCGCUUUUUGUCUUUAACUUUACAGAACUGCUGUCUGUUUCUGCUAGAAUCUCCAUCUUAUGAAGAGCUGUUGGUGGAGGAUUUUUCCCAAGUACUGUAACCCUGCUGCAACAUGCAUGUUCAUGUAAUCCUGCUGCAACAUGCAUUGUCAUGUAACCCUGCUGCAGACAUGCUCCUGUGACACCGUUACACGUUUAUAUAACUCUGUUACACACAUGCUUAUAACUCAUGUACAUGCGCAUAUAUUCUCUCACAUUGAAUGGGAAGAUUAUAAUGCAGAUUAAUGUAGAUUAUAUUCUCAAGUCACUUUUAAAGGCAAGUCACUUUAAAGGCAAAAAAAACAGUGUUUUUGUUUCACGUUUUACAUUGCCUUGUUGUAUUGAGCCCAUAUUUACUGUUUCUGUCUGUUUAGCUAUUUGAAAUAAUGCAUAUUUUUAGUUGUUUUCUUUACAUACAUUGUUUUAUUUUGUGUAUUACUGUAUUACGGUUUAUUUGAGCAUUUUAAAGCACUCAAACCUAUGUUCUGAAAAAUACUAUCAUUAUUUUCUACAUAUGGCCAUUAUGUUUUGCCUGCAUAUCCC
Anguilla rostrata (American eel) is the source of this 3786-nucleotide messenger RNA. Its product is annotated as B-cell receptor CD22-like. The transcript is spliced from 13 exons. NCBI's taxonomy places the organism in Eukaryota, Metazoa, Chordata, Actinopteri, Anguilliformes, Anguillidae. Bases 145 to 3081 code for a protein of 978 amino acids. The record is from RefSeq and is a predicted model, not a curated record.